AUGGCGGCACCUCUCGGACGGGACAGCCUACCUGAUCACUGGUCGUACGGAGUUUGCAGGGAUGGCCGCGUCUUCUUCAUCAAUGAUAAAACUCGCAGCACUACUUGGCUGCAUCCACGCACCGGAGAGCCCGUUAACUCGGGACACAUGAUCCGCUCAGAUCUGCCCAGAGGAUGGGAGGAGGGCUUCACGGAAGAAGGAGCCAGCUACUUCAUCAACCACAGCCUGAGAGCUACAUCGUUCCGGCAUCCCGUGACUGGACAGAUUUCCCCUGACAACACAGAGUACACGCUACAAGACAGGCUAGAAUCCCGUAUGUCCAAGUCAGCGGCCAAUCAGAGAUCUCCCGGCAUGGUCACAGACUCCUCCAAGGCUGUGACCACAGCAGCAGUGGACGUCACCUCAGGGUCAAAGGGCUCCAGAGGUUCGGGGAAAGUGCACAGUUUUGGCAAGAGGGAUCAGGCUAUUAAAAGAAACCUCAACAUCCCAGUGGUGGUGAGGGGCUGGCUCUAUAAACAGGACAGCUCUGGAAUGCGGCUGUGGAAACGGAAGUGGUUUGUUUUAUCAGACUACUGCUUGUUUUACUACAAAGACAGCCGAGAGGAAACGGUGCUCGGCAGCAUCCCUCUGCCCAGUUAUGUCAUCGCACCGGUGGAGCCCGAUGACCACAUCAACCGCAAAUAUGCUUUCAAGGCAAGCCAUACAGGAAUGCGCUCCUACAUUUACAAUAAGAACUCUGUGAUUGGCUCGCAGGCAGAACACUGCGGGAUGCGGACAUAUUUCUUCAGUGCGGACACGCAGGAGGACAUGAAUGGCUGGAUCCGGGCCAUGAACCAGGCUGCGCUGAUGCAGCAGAGUCACACUAUAAAGAGAGAGCUAGAGAAGCCAGAUAAGGGUGCACAGCAGGCAGUCCCACAGAGCAACCACGUCCACAUCAACCAGAACUCAUCUCGGUCAGAAAUCCUUCACAGGACGGACCGGGACGAACCUCAGGACAAUGGCGUCAGACUGGCUCACGGAGAAGAGCUGAGGUAUGGAUUAGAGAUCCAGGGGAAGGCCAGCCAGUCGGCCCCAGUGGAUCGAGUGGAGAGACUGUCUCCAGACUCCGUCAACGGUGCCGCCCACAAGAACGGACAGCCGGCUGUGAUCCAAGUGGCUCUACCGCCAGAACAAAAUGGAAAUCUUGUCUAUCAGAGGAGUUUUGUUUCACGGACGGACACUGAGAAACACGUGCACAUGCAGAGGAAGAACACGCUGGCUCAGGUGGAGCACUGGGUCAAGGUUCAGAAAGGAGAUCCCUCGAAAAGUGCUCCCUCUGCAGAGUACAACCUGCCUCGGCGGACUCCUCCUUUAAAACCCAAAGCCAGCACAGCAGAUGUCACCUAUCAAUCAUUGCCAAAGUCGCCCCGUCUCCCGUCCGGCAGCAGCUCCCCUCCAGCAACGUGCAACCUUCCCAGUGACUACAAGUACGCCCACGACCGACUCAGCCACUUCCGUAUGUCCACGGACGAGCGAAUGGCCACCAAGGAGGGGAUGGUGUGGCAGCUCUACGAGUGGCAGCAGCGGCAGCAGUUCCGUCACGGCAGCCCCACCGCCCCCAUCUACACCGGCCCCAACUUCACAGACUCCUCGUCCUUCAGAGUCACCGUGGAGAUGCCGCGCUCCAUCUCCGUCCCUCCAUCGCCGUGUGAAGUCCCGCCAUCAGUCCCGUCCUCCUUCAAACCCCUGUCCCCACGCAGGCCACACACCCCUUCAGACAGACGCACAGUCCGGCCCCUGGACGAGGUGGCGGCGGGGGACAGCACAAGGUCGAGCUCCCCCGGCCACAUCUGUGCCCACCUCUCUCAGACCUCCCAAAUAGAGAGACGAUCUGUGCCAUCCAUGGGCUACAUCACGCACACCGUCAGCGCUCCCAGCCUGCACGGCAAAACGGCUGAUGAUACUUACAUACAACUGAAGAAGGACCUGGAGUAUCUAGAUCUGAAGGUUACUGGACGUGAGAGUUUAAAAAAAGAAAGACCAUCGAGGCCUGUGAAGAUCGCAGAAAGCGACGCCGACGUGAAAUUAAGUCGACUGUGUGAACAAGACAAGAUCCUGCAGGAGCUGGAGGCCACGAUACGCACUUUAAAGGAGGACAAGGACAAGCUGGAGUCUGUGCUGGAUGUUUCCCACCAGCAGAUGGAGGAGUACAGAGAUCAGCCGGCUCACGCUGAGAAAAUUGCCUAUCAGCAGAAAUUACUACAAGAAGAUGUGGUCCACAUCCGGGCGGAGAUAUCCCAAGUGUCUACGGAGAUGGAGAACGCAUGGAACGAGUACAGCCGCCUGGAGAGGGAUGUGGACUGGCUGAAGUCGGCCCUGCAGGGACAGAUGAACCGCAGUGAUCUCACCCAGCAGGAAAAAGUCCAGAUCAGAAAGGAGCUGUGGAGGAUUGAGGACGUGAUCGCAGGCCUCAGCACCAGUAAAGCCAACUACAAAGUCACUAUCUCCUCUGUUACCAACCCAGAGAGGAAAUUUGUGCCUUCGGUGUCGGUGUCAUCAGUGCCUUCUGUGUCUGGGAGCCCGUCUGCUAUGGAGAUGAGAUUAUCCCAGCAGCAGCAGCAGCACAGCCCCCACCUCAGCCCCAGCAGCCACACCCCCACGCUGUCCUGCAGCCCCAGCCAGCAGCCGCUGCACCACUCUGCCACCGUCAUCAGUGGGCUUAAAUGGAGUGAGGAAGACGUGCCUCCCAGACCUCCUCUACCUCAGCUCUACAGUCCCGACGAGCAUCCCCCUGCUGUGCCUCCGUUGCCCCGGGAGACGACAGUCAUCCGACACACCUCCGUACGCGGCCUCAAGCGGCAGUCGGACGAGCGCAAGAGGGACCGAGAGAUCGGCCAGUACACAAACGGAGACAGUAAGGUGGAACUCAGGCCUUUCCUGAGCGACCCGGAGCUCAUGGGAGCAGGAGACGGCUCCAGCCACAUCAGCAUCGUAGCAUCUGGGCACGACGGAGGGUACCAGACGUUACCGAGCAGAGGAAUGGCUGGAUCCUCACUUAGAGUAAAUCAGUCUUCCAGCAUCUCCUCGUAUGUGACUCUCCGAAGAUCGGCCUCAGCAGUCGGCAUGAAGGAGAGACCAAAAAGUGCCUUGGAGCGUCUGUACUCUGGGGACCCGGUCCAGCAGCAGCAGCAGAGGGGGAAGAUGAGCGCCGACGAGCAGCUGGAGCGGAUGAAGAGACACCAGAAGGCCCUGGUCCGCCAGCGCAAACGCACCCUGAGUCACGGAGACCGCCACGCCUCCUCGUCGUCGCGCGGCUCGACCUUGUCCUCUCGCCCGCUCUCUGCAGACCUGGGAUCAUGGAAGCGAGAGCAGGACUUUGACCUGCAGUUGCUCGAGAGGGCUGUUCAGGGGGAAGAGGCUCAGGGAGUUAGGAGCGUCCAGGGGGAGGAAAGACCUCCCGAGCACAAGGAGAGGCCGCGCUCGCACUCCGACGAAUGGCUGACCUUCCGCUCCAUGGCCACGACGCCGCCCGCCCACGAGGUCGACCUCGAGCCGCUGGACUACGACCUGGACCUCAACAAAGAGCUAUCCAAGCCUCAGAAAGUGUUGAUUCCGGAGCGCUACGUGGAUUCAGAGCCGGAGGAGCCGCUCAGCCCUCAGGAGGUGGAGGAGCGCCAUCGAAAGGUGGAGCGCAUCAAGAACAUCUUGGCAAAGUCCAGCGUGCAGAACCUCACGCCGACAGCGUCCGUGGACAAGCCGGACGUGGGGCUGGUGGCGCUGGACUCGGCUCUGCAGGAGCAGGAGAGGAUCAUCACCAUGUCCUACGCUCUGGCCUCGGAGGCUUCGCUCAAGAGCAAACUAGUCGCAGCUCAAGCGAUUUCCGGACACUGAGGUGCUACUCCACAACCACGGAUCCUUCGACAAAAAGAGGAUUUUUUGUUUUUUCCCCCGUUUCAUUUCUUUAUAUACAGCAAUAGAGAAAACGGUAGUAAACAUUUAACUUUGCUCUCUGAGGCUCACGCGGUUCGUUGGAAUGUUUUUAGCGAGUUUCACCAGAGAGACUUUGCAACGGGAGCUGCUGUGCUUAUUAACUAUGGAAGUGUCUAACAAAUGUUACCCUCAUUAUAAUAAUAAGAAUUAAAAAAAGAACAUUUUCUACAAGUUAUUGCACUUUGAAUUCGACACUCGAUCAUAUUUUCAUGAUACGACUGAAUUGCUUUUUCUUGAUCUCAACUGGAAACUUCCUUUUUUUUUUUUUUUUCUUCAUCAGGUACAGAAUGUUACGAACAAGAGGUACAACAUGCAUCAUGUUAAUAGUAUUUUUGUCGAUACUCAGAUAAUAUUCUUACACCAAACCACUUGAACUCUCAUGUGUACGUACCUGUAGCACUGCCAGUCUCCUUUAGGCUUGCCAAAAUGAAUUUUAUUUUUGCUUACAUCAGGAUGAAAAUAACCUUUAACAUAUUUUUUUGUGUGACUCGGGCGACGGAGAUUUAUAAAGAUGUGAAUAUUAAAGAUAUUAACACAGUA
Molecule: messenger RNA, 4509 nt
Organism: Stegastes partitus (bicolor damselfish)
Lineage: Eukaryota; Metazoa; Chordata; Actinopteri; Pomacentridae
Product: pleckstrin homology domain-containing family A member 7-like
Exons: 27
Coding region: 1-3870 (1289 amino acids)
Molecular function (GO): protein binding
Source: RefSeq, a predicted model, not a curated record